AGACUGACUGAGGCCUUGUGCAUGAACUAGUUCGACGUCUCCAUACGAUUCGUUCGCAUGUCUGUGCGGUUCAUUUCGUCUCCGUCGAUCGAACUAGAGUAACUCAUCUAGAGGAGACAUGAGCUCGACGGAGUUGGAUCCAGUGAAAUGGAAGAUACGCAAGGUUCACAAGGAUAAGAGUGCUUUCAUAGCGGAUUUCGACUGCGGUCAGCUCGUGUCUAAGGCUGGAAUCGCGCUUGAGUUGUACCACAGUAAAAGCAAGAAACAGGUCUUCGCGAAGGCCUCCAAUGGCAAGAUGGUACUCUCCGGGCAAGCCUCCAUGGGAGAUACGAGAACCUACUUAGCAGUAGAAGAUAUGGAGACAGGCGAAGUCGAACUCGUACCAGCGCACAGACUCGCCAUGAAACGCUGCAUUGAACAGACGAGCUCGACAAAGCUCGAUAAGAGUUACGCCGAGAGAUACGAAGACUUCACCAAGAAUUUCGGGACGAAGAAGCUUCAAAACAUCAUCAAAACUCGGGAGCGCUUACAAGUGUCUCAAGUCAACGCCAAGCUGGUUGCCUCAGAGACUUUGAACGAGACGGUCGUCUCGGAAAGAGUUGAGGGCACGUCGUUCGUUGACGAAACCGUCGAAUUUCCGCGACGAAACACCGAAUUCAGUUCGGUCAAAAAUGUAUACAGCCUAUAUGAAGUGUUCUGCCGCGUUGACUACGAAUGCUUCGACAAUUAUGCCUCAACGAAUUGGGCCUUCGAAGUCGUGAACAAAGACAAGCUCGUCGAGUGGGCCGCGAACGAUACCUACUCGAAAUAUGUUCUACAGCGUCUGGGGCAGGUAUCGAGAGACGAAACGCUGCGGAAGAUGCAGCUGAGGUGUUUAGCAGCCUAUGAUAUAUUCACCUACAUCUACAAAUUGAAAGUGAAGGAGCUCCGCGCGCGGGAUCCGAUGCCACGCGUUGAAGAUCCCUACAAAACCCAGAUAAUGGAUGUUUUCUCCCGAGUCAUCAUGGAUGGGAAAGGUCGAGGUCUUCGAACGAUAUCUCUCAAAGCGAAGGAUAAAAUUAUAGCUCACUGCUUGUUGGUUCAACUGUACCUAGAGGAUUUUAGGGUAGACAUGACUCUACUACAGAACGAUAUCAAAGCUCCGACGACUCGUAUCAACAACGUCGCUUGGAUGCUUGGCUGCCACGUUAUACAGGGUAGAUCACCCUCGGGCAUCACAACGAGAACCAUCGUCUUGAAACUACCACUUUAUGAACACAAGGGUGACGGUCGGAACCGAUCUAGGAAAGGAAAAUAAAUUGUACAUGCC
Molecule: messenger RNA, 1309 nt
Organism: Galendromus occidentalis (western predatory mite)
Lineage: Eukaryota; Metazoa; Arthropoda; Arachnida; Mesostigmata; Phytoseiidae
Product: DNA-directed RNA polymerase I subunit RPA49
Exons: 2
Coding region: 119-1297 (392 amino acids)
Biological process (GO): DNA-templated transcription
Molecular function (GO): DNA binding
Source: RefSeq, a predicted model, not a curated record